Salmo salar (Atlantic salmon) is the source of this 3192-nucleotide messenger RNA. RefSeq names its product heme-binding protein 1. Lineage: Eukaryota; Metazoa; Chordata; Actinopteri; Salmoniformes; Salmonidae. The record is from RefSeq and is a predicted model, not a curated record. Gene Ontology annotation, molecular function: heme binding.
UGCAUUCAUUCUGCAUCCCUUAAACUACUUCCCGCGGCUAACCCCACGCCGAUGCAUUAUUAACACACACAGACACACCUGCGCCCCUCCGGUCGGCCGUUAGUGGGCCAGCCCAGACCUGGCUGUGGUGUCGUAAGCAGCGCGAGCUGCAGUAGACUAUAAAGCUACUGCUGAUCUAGCUGGGUGACUGUCGUCGUCCUCCAGAGCGCACAAAGCACGCAGUAGCCUAGUCAUAUUUCACCGGCGGAUAACGGACACGGGACAGGACACUCCUCGUCACAAUGGAGUUGUUCCCAGGGCUGGUGGUGCUGGUGGCUCUAAUGGUUUCAGUUGAAGGCGGCGUCGGCCCCAGCAACAACUCCAGUUUCUGCUCCGAGUCAAAGGAAUGUCUGGAGUAUGAGCUGGUGUGCAAAACAGAUGAAUAUGAGGUCCGUCACUACAGUCCUACUCGUUGGGUGUCUACGGAUGCGGAGGCCUACUUCAUGGGGGUGGGAGCAGCCAUGGCCUUCAGGAGACUGUUCCAGUACAUCACUGGAGACAACAACAGAGGUCUCCAGAUGGAGAUGACUGCCCCAGUCCUGGUGAGGAUCCCUGAGGAGACCAGGAUGUGGGAACCAGCCAUCUACACCCUUAGUUUCCUGCUUCCAGCAGCCUAUCAGGAGAGGCCUCCCACACCCACAAAUGACAAGCUCUACUUUACUGAGAUGCCCUCUAUGGAUGUGUACGUGCGUAGCUACGGAGGCUGGAUGUUAUCAGUGACCUCCAGGCUUCAUGCUCACCUACUGACCAAGGAGCUGGUCAGAGUCCAGGCUGACUACAACCACACCUACCACUAUGGAGUGGGUUACGACAGUCCUCUGAAGCUGCUGAACAGACACAAUGAGGUGUGGUACGUAGCUGAGGGAGAGGCCGUCUGCUCUGACCCCCAGGAACCAACCCCACCACACACACCUACCCCCACACACACACCCAACGCCACACCCAACGCCACACACACACCCAACACCUCACACACACCCAAUGCCACACACAUCCCCUCCAGCACCAUCGCUGACUCCCCCUCAGAUCUCCCAGCCAACCGGCCACCCACCCCCUCCCAGGCCCCCGAGGUGACCCCCUCUCAGGGCCCGGUGGUCGGGGAGAGCCCCUCGGCCAACAGCUCUGACCCCCAGGUGGACGGCCCCUGGAACAACACUGUCGAGGCCUCCCUGGAGGACACCCCUUCUGAUAACUCUGUAGCCGACCCCACUGACCUCAACCUGGCCUAGCCCUGGAAUAUUAUAUAUGACCCUGAACAGUAGAGGGGUACGGAGGGCUGCUGUGGUGAUUGAGCUCCUUCAGUUAGAUGUCCAUUUGGGAUUGGGCCCUUGCCUCAGUAUUUACUGUAAUACACCACCGCCCCCUACUGGUGUCAUAUUGUUACUACACAUAUUAGCUUUAUUCACCUGCCGCUCACCUGCUCUCCAUGUUACCACGCUGACCUGUUAUCCAUGUUACCACACUGAUCUGUUAUCCAUGUUACCACACUGAUCUGUUAUCCAUGUUACCACACUGACCUGUUAUCCAUGUUACCACACUGACCUGUUAUCCAUGUUACCACACUGAUCUGUUAUCCACGUUACCACACUGAUCUGUUAUCCACGUUACCACACUGAUCUGUUAUCCACGUUACCACACUGACCUGUUAUCCACGUUACCACACUGACCUGUUAUCCACGUUACCACACUGACCUGUUAUCCACGUUACCACACUGACCUGUUAUCCACGUUACCACACUGACCUGUUAUCCACGUUACCACACUGACCUGUUAUCCACAUUACCACACUGACCUGUUAUCCACGUUACCACACUGACCUGUUAUCCAUGUUACCACACUGACCUGUUAUCCAUGUAUCAUAUCAAUUAAUUAAUCAAUCGACCAAUCAACAACAGACUUGGAGCUGCUUACCAUAUCCCUCUUUCCAUAAUGAAUGUCAGCCCUACAUAACAACUGUGUUGGUUUGAGUCAGCCCUACAUAACAACUGUGUUGGUUUGAGUCAGCCCUACAUAACAACUGUGUUGGUUUGAGUCAGCCCUACAUAACAACUGUGUUGGUUUGAGUCAGCCCUACAUAACAACUGUGUUGGUUUGAGUCAGCCCUACAUAACAACUGUGUUGGUUUGAGUCAGCCCUACAUAACAACUGUGUUGGCUUGAGUCAGCCCUACAUAACAACUGUGUUGGUUUGACUCAGCCCUACAUCACAACUGUGUUGGUUUGAGUCAGCCCUACGUAACAACUCAAGAUCUAACCCUGGCCAAUGGCAGCGCUGUAGAUCUAAGCCUGACCAAUGGGAGCGCUGUAGAUCUAACCCUGGCCAAUGGCAGCGCUGUAGAUCUCACCCUGGCCAAUGGCAGUGCUGUAGAUCUAACCCUGACCAAUGGCAGCGCUGUAGAUCUAACCCUGGCCAAUGGCAGUGCUGUAGAUCUCACCCUGGCCAAUAGCAGUGCUGUAGAUCUAACCCUGACCAAUGGGAGCGCUGUAGAUCUAACCCUGGCCAAUGGCAGCGCUGUAGAUCUCACCCUGGCCAAUGGCAGCGCUGUAGCUCUAACCCUGACCAAUGGCAGCGCUGUAGAUCUAACCCUGGCCAAUGGCAGUGCUGUAGAUCUCACCCUGGCCAAUGGCAGCGCUGUAGAUCUAACCCUGGCCAAUGGCAGUGCUGUAGAUCUCACCCUGGCCAAUGGCAGUGCUGUAGAUCUCACCCUGGCCAAUGGCAGUGCUGUAGAUCUCACCCUGGCCAAUGGCAGCGCUGUAGCAGUAUGGUAAUUUUAUUCUCCUUUAUCAUUAUUCAUUGUUUACAGAGAAACAGUUUUAUUUCUGUCACACUGACUAGAAGGUUCUCCACUCAUUGUCAUCUCCGUUGUGUAUUUAUUUGUCAUUAUUUAUAAAUGUAUUUUGUGUAGUUUGCGAGCAGCCUUUACAUUCAGCUUGAUAUCAGUCGGUAGUGUAUAAUUACUCACCAUGUUGUCUGUAUGACUCUAUGGUGUGUGUGAAAAUGCUUAACUUGUAUCAUUAGUAAAAUAGUCGAAAUGUAACAAUUUAAAAGUGAUAGACUGAUGUUUCAUCUGUAAUGUACCUGAGAGGGUUUCUGUUAGUCUGGUUGUAAUACCUGUCAAGUCCUGAGGAUGGCGAAAUAAACCACUAAAACAAA